AUGUCUCGAAUCUUCGAAUACUUCGUGGUGUGCGGGAUCGGACCAGAGAUUCGAACCAUCGACGGAAGCAAAGGAUACCAUGGCCCUACUUGCAUGUACCUUCCUUCUCUUCUCGAUCAGUAUCCUCCUCUAAAUCACUCUCUCUACCCUCCUCCGCCACCUCAGCUUUCCACAUGUGUUUUACCAGCCGGCGUUGAAUUCUACCCGUCGGGAUUCGAUUCCAAUGAUCCUUCCUCGUUUCCGCGGAGCUAUCCGAUUGUUUUAACCGGUGAGCACGAGGAACGUGGUCAUGGUGAAACAAUUGGAGAUUAUAGCAGGAAACUACAGCUAGGAAGGUUACUAUUUGUAGGGGUUUCUUUGUUGGAUGUUGAGAGAAAUGUGUUUGCUCAAUGGAUGUACCCUUCUUUCAUUUUCAUUUUGACGGGGCAAAGCAAUCUGAGAGAAAUUGUUCCAAAGUCAAUGGGUACAUUUGAUACACCCAAUAUUCAUCCUCCACACCAGGGUGAUGGAUCGAAAAUAUAUGUCAGCUGCAUUUCUUUCCGGGAUCCAAUUUGUGAGGAUAUUGCAGAGGCCUACCGGAUACAGACAAAUUCAUAUGCUGACAAAUGCAUCUGUCUGGUUUCACGCUUGCCAAGUUUCAGUGUAUUAAGAAGUGCUCUAGAGGAAAUAUUUACUCUAUGUUUUUCCCCAAAUGGAAGUAGCAAGCCACUAUGGGAUGUUAUAGCACAUAUGGUGUCUAGUGUGCCUUUGCCAACUCCUGGAAAGGAGCGAGUUCUGUUUGCUAUUGAGAGUUGUUUGCUUUCUGUAGAGGCUCCACCUAAUGAUGGGCUCCCCCAUGCUGAUAUAUCAUUUCUGCCUAUAGUGCAGUGCUUGGAUGUUGACAACCUAGUGAGACUGUUUACAGCAGUGUUACUUGAGAGAAGGAUUUUGCUUCGAGCUAACAAUGGAGUAGAUUAUAUUGAUGCUCCUACACCGUAUAUGAUGGGGCUCUAUUCUGGUGUUGAUAUUUCUGCUCUGGCAAUGGAUGGGAUAGAGCUGGGGGUGAUACUGGGAAAAACUCAAGUCCCACAUUUGGCAAAAGACACAGAUGCAGCAGAUGCUGUAUUUACUAUUAGAUUGUUUACAAAUGAAAGUCUAGAGCUACUAGGAGAUGAAGACUUGAAGGUUGAGAAUAACAUAUUGACCUGGGCCUUCAAAAGGAAUUUGUUGUUGGAUGUUGAGACACAUUGGAGGCUUGGUGCGAGGCACUCCAGUCUGUGUACAAUGUUUUAUUUUGUUAAUUUAGAGGUUGUUGUUGUGGACCUUGAGUAUAAUCUCAUCACUACCUCAGAGGAAAUUCCUCCUAUUCCCGAGCCAGAAUUUAGCAUUUUGCGUGGUGAGAUAAUGAAGCUAAUAUAUCCCAAUGUAAUUGGAAUUGAUGAGAUGAAGGCUAGAAUAUACCGUUUAUCUGAUCAAGAUCCUAAACUUAGGACUAAGUACUGGGGAGAGGAUCAUGACCUCCAGCUAAGUGCUACUCAAGUCUUCAACACCCAAGCUUUUUUGAAGAAGCGGUCUCGAUCUACUAACCAACCACCAGAGCCCAUGAUAGCUCAGUUCCUUGACUCUCAUGGCUUCUUGGAUUAUUUGGAAAGAGGAGUAGGUUCUGAUGAAAGCAACAAUAAUCUGCUUGAUAAGCUGCAAGAUGCAAUCGGAAGGGGUCAAAACCCUAUGUCAAUUCUUCCUUCAUCCCCAGUAGAAACCGAGAUUUUAACAGUAUCAGAUUCUGAUAUUGGAAUAUCAGGAUCUGGGGCCAAACACACUUAUGAUAGAUUCCCUGCAAAUAUCAGAACAGAUGAACAAGAAGAAAAGAGGAAACAGAUUCUUGCAGCAGUUAGUAACGCUUUUGAGUAUUCAGGAAGACAUACUCCAAGUAAGGAUCCUUUAGCAGAUACUCUUAGUCCACUUGAGAGAGCUGCUGAAAGGGAGCGCAUGGUGCUAGAUAUUAAGGUUAAGCUGCAGGGUUUAUGGCUGCGGCUUCUUAAACUGGGAGCAACAGAUGAUCCUCUCUCAUCCUUUGAAUAUGGAACAAUACUUGCUUUGAUUGAAUCUGAUGCCGAGGGGAUUGGAGGGUUGGGACUGUCAUCUCACUGA
Molecule: messenger RNA, 2130 nt
Organism: Sphenostylis stenocarpa
Lineage: Eukaryota; Viridiplantae; Streptophyta; Magnoliopsida; Fabales; Fabaceae
Source: the annotation of a GenBank genome assembly